AUGGACUCGUUCAAUGUUAAUUUUUUUGAAUGUCCUCUCUCCACGUACUGGCCUUGCAAAUCGGGUGCCAGCGAAUUCACACGUAUCGCAAAGUCAAUACAAAAGGACAUCAACAACACCUUCGGGAAAUUAGAGAAGCUCACGCUGCUAGCCAAGAAAAAGAAUAUGUUUGAAGAUCGGCCUGUUGAAAUUCAGGAGUUGACAUACAUCAUCAAACAGGACAUAGCCAACCUCAACAACCAGAUAUCACGGUUACAACAAUACCAGCUAUCAAAGACGCGCGGCAUGGCCCAAACACAGAGCAAUUCUAAUUCAGUCGUGGUAAUUCUACAAAGCAGAUUGGCUGCUAUGUCAAGCGGAUUUAAGGGUGUGCUAGAGGAGAGGACCAAGAAUAUACAACAUCAACAACAAAGGCGUCAACAGUUUAGUGGCUCCACUGGACCCCCACAGCAGCUCAGCUUUGCCCCAGCACCUCCUGCUGACUCAUCCGGUGGGCACUACGGAAAGGAUCACCUCAGGCAAAGACAAGGUGUACAACAGGAGGAAUCACAUGCAAUAGAAAUGGGAGGUCCUGCAGGACCCAGCACACAGCACGCGUCGUACCAACAGAUGCAACUGCAGGAUAAUCAGGGCAGUGCCUACAUGCAGGAUAGAUCGAACGCUGUGGAUAGUAUCAACAAGACUAUCGCUGAAUUGGGUGGUAUAUUCACGCAACUGGCGACACUGGUGCAUGAACAAGGACAAAUGGCUGAGCGCAUCGACACAAAUACAAUGGACGCAGAGCUUAACAUAGAAGGUGCCCACAAUGAACUUUUGAAGUACUUUAACUCGGUGUCGAGCAACCGUUGGCUGAUGAUCAAGAUCUUCGCCGUUAUAAUAGUUUUCUUUGUCAUAUUCAGUCUCUUUCUCGCUUAA
Sphaeroforma arctica JP610 is the source of this 915-nucleotide messenger RNA. RefSeq lists its product as hypothetical. Gene Ontology annotation, cellular component: Golgi membrane; SNARE complex; endomembrane system. The coding region runs from base 1 to 915 and encodes 304 amino acids. The record is from RefSeq and is a predicted model, not a curated record. Gene Ontology annotation, biological process: vesicle fusion; endoplasmic reticulum to Golgi vesicle-mediated transport; intracellular protein transport. Lineage: Eukaryota; Ichthyosporea; Ichthyophonida. The transcript has 7 exons. Gene Ontology annotation, molecular function: SNARE binding; SNAP receptor activity.